Messenger RNA from Penicillium paradoxum, 1152 nucleotides. RefSeq names its product DUF3431 domain-containing protein. Lineage: Eukaryota; Fungi; Ascomycota; Eurotiomycetes; Eurotiales; Aspergillaceae. The transcript has a single exon. The record is from RefSeq and is a predicted model, not a curated record. Bases 1 to 1152 code for a protein of 383 amino acids.
AUGCGCCGAAGGGUACAAAGAUCGUUCACCCAAUUGAUCUUCUUCAUCUGCAUUUUCUUCUUCAUCUUAUAUUUAAACCGUCCUCAGUCAACCAAAGACAAACUCUUCGCAUGGACCAAAAUCCGCUAUAAGACCACAUCAUCAAUCAUCCCAGAGGCCCGCGGGGUUUGCCCGGGCCUCGCAGGAUCGACAAAGCCAGCUCUGGUAGUCUCCCAUGUUGCCACCGAUGGCGAUCCAGCUUGGCUAGAAUCCCUGUCCGCAUUCUACCAUAUAUGCAUGUACCAUGUGGACGCGCCAGCAGACACAUCCUCCAAUCUGCUACAAGUCCCUGCAAACCGUGGACACGAGGCAAUGGCGUAUCUUACCUUCAUGAUUGACAACUACGCGGAUAUCCCAUCCGCGGGCGCUGUCUUCGUGCACGGUAGCCGCUGGGCUUGGCACAAUGAUAUCCCGGACUACGACAAUGCCGCACUCCUGCGUAGCCUUGAUGUCCGCCGCGCGAUUCAACCAGCGGGCUACCACAAUCUGCGCUGCGACUGGAGCGCAGGUACUUGCCCGUCCUCCGUGCCGCCGCAAGGCAGUCUCGAAAUGAGGCUGUCGAACGCCGUGUCACCGUGGAGUCCACGUGCGGCAUCAGAUCUCGCCCUGCCGCACGCGCUCGGCCACCUCUUUGGCGGGAGUAUUGAGGCGGAUGUUGAACAAAUCCGCAGCGAUUUUCAUGUCCAUCUUGGUCGGAAUGAUGCCGUGCGUGCGCAGUGUUGUGCACAAUUUGCGGUUUCGCGUGAACGUGUCUGGCAGCAUGGCCGGGAUGAGUAUGUUGCGCUUCGCCAGUGGCUGCUUGAUGGCAGUGAUGAUGGCGUUGCGCGGAAUAUGCAGCGUGCUCGCGAUUCUAAGGCUGCGCCUGGUGAUGACCUUGUCGCUGGUCGGGUUGUUUCGUAUCUGUGGCAUAUUUUGUUUGCAAAAUAUGAUGAGAAUGGGGCCAUUGAUCUUGACCAGCUGAAUCGUGAUUCAUGUCCUAGUGCUUCUGAGUGUUACUGUCGGUUAUAUGGCAAGUGUGAUUUGAAAUGUCGGGGUCCUGGGAGCUGCCAGGGGCAGUACUCGAUCCCGAAGAAUUACAAGCUUCCGGAUGAUUGGGAGGAGAAGCAUCCAUGA